Molecule: messenger RNA, 1524 nt
Organism: Ictalurus furcatus (blue catfish)
Lineage: Eukaryota; Metazoa; Chordata; Actinopteri; Siluriformes; Ictaluridae
Exons: 5
Coding region: 44-1516 (490 amino acids)
Molecular function (GO): protein binding
Source: RefSeq, a predicted model, not a curated record
AGUGUGUCUAUUUUAACCGUCUAAACGACUUUUCUCUUUUAAUAUGCUGUGGUGGUUAUUUACAAAUGUGUUCACUAACAAAUUCUGCCUUUCCAUUGUUUUUCAGGUGUCAGAGUGGGUCAACAGGAAGGAAGUUGACGACAGGGUGGUGAUUGGCUUCGGCCGAAAUGAAACGAUGCAGCGAGCUGCCUGUUUUGCCUUGACAAAGGAGGAGGAAGCUUGGUUGCAGGCAUAUUACUCGCACGUCCGGCCGAGAGUGAUCAGGAGUGACCUGAACUGUGACAGGUUCUUCCUUUCGUCAGCUGGCACUGCUUUGCUCACAGUUUCGAAUGACCUCGGUGUGCUCCACAAAGCGUACGUACCUACACAAUUCGACGUACUCGUGUGUGAUUGUUCACUUUCUAUACAGAAAAUAUCAGACCCAAUCAUACUACAAUUAACAUUUCAUGUAACCUUUUCUUUCUGCGGUUAUGAAAAAAGCUGGAGUGUGGGCACACUCGAAAACUUUUUAAGAGCCACCAGUCGUCAGGCGAGAGGUGCUUUAGAGACAGCGGCGGCUAACCUGACGGACACGGAGAAGGAGGCCGUGUCCUCUUACCUGGCCUACAACACUGCUGUGGCCAAACUGCACAGAGUACCUACGCCACAGACUGUAGUGGCCACGGCUACACUGCUGGACUCCUUGUUAGGCUCUGACACCGACCGGUUUUCCGGUCCAUCGGGCACAAAGUCUUUGGACUUUGCAGACUUUUUAAUGAAGUUUCUGGCAUCGGCAGACAGCAAAGCACCCACCAAACUGGACAGGUUAAAGGCAGGGUUUCCGGGCGAUCGUGUCUUCUACGACAAGUGGCGUGCCGCCCAAAAGGCCAAAAGAAUGGAGCGGCUGCUGAAGGCCUUUACCCGAAAACCCCAAGAAAGCAGGGUGAAAUACGGGAUUCUGAAGGAAGGGUGGAAGAACAACUGUCCAAAGCCAGCAGACGUUUUGGCAGCCUGGAAACCAGCCACCAAACUUGUCAUCGAGACUGAUGAGGACCUCCGCCGGAACCUGUCUCAGCAGACGUGGAAAGGCCUGGCCAUCAAAGAGUUUGGUGGAGAGAAAGGGCUAGGAGUUGUUGCAACCCAACCCUUUUCCAAGGGUGACAUCGUGUGUGAUUACCAUGGGAAGGUAAUCACAUACGCCCAGGGAAAAGUCAUGAUGCAGAAUCUACAGGACGAAGCAGGGUACCGGUUUUUCUUCAGGACCGGCCAGAGGCAUCUCUGCAUCGACGCCCAGACUUUUCCCUGUGAAUGCCACCCCUGUGCAGACACUGUGGGUGGAAGACUCAAGCAUUCAUCCAAGCAAGCCAACCUGUGUCCAGAACCUUUCGUUUUGAAGGUGAAUGGACAGGACGUGGAUGUCGUCCUCUUCAGGGCCCUGCGGGACAUCAGUGUGGACACUGAACUGAAGUUUGACUAUGGGGUGAAAAGGAAGUCCUUCCGAGGAGAGGGCCAGGAUCUGCAAUGGCUAGAUGAGUGAUGUUGCUC